AUUCCGGAGAUCGGAGAUACAAGUUUACGAUGAGCGUUGAAUGACGCCGUCAGACUGUCAGUGUUCGUUUAUUAUUUACGUGUAGUUGUUGCCUAGACUUUUGUUCGCCGCUUACUGUUUAUUUUUAAAUAUCUUUGAUUUUCGAAUUACGUGUGUGCGUUUUGUGUUUUGUUGAUUUAUUUUGGAUUUUCGUGGAUUAAACAAAUAGUUAAUAAUGCUUUAAUGGAUAUCCCGUAGUGACCCAAUGGGAGAACAUCAAUUUUAUACAUCAACAUCGAAAAUAGGAGAACACGAUAACAAGACUUCAUGAAUCUGUCAAGAUGUUGAUAUAUUCUGCUAUUAUUUUAUUAACUUUAUUAGCUACUAGUUUAGGGGUACUGGAAGGACCAAAUGUCUGCACGACGCAAGAAACGUAUACUGUGACAGUAAGAGUGUCAGAAGAACAACCUUACCAAGUCAGAGAAUACGUGUGGUGUCUCAACUUCCCUCCGAGGUGCUCAAAAUAUAAAAUUAAGUUUAAAACAGUGUACAAAAAUCAAAAUUUGGUGAAAACCAGACCUGUAGAAGACUGUUGCAAAGGGUAUACGAAAAAUAAUCUAGGCACUCGUUGCAUACCAGUUUGCUCAAAAGACUGCAUUCACGGAACUUGCGUAGCUCCCGAAACUUGCCAGUGCGAACCUGGAUACGGAGGACCUUAUUGUGAUAUUACUUGCCCUACCGGACUUUGGGGCAGAGAGUGCCAACAUAAAUGCGAAUGCCAAAAUAAUUCGACUUGCGACCCAUUCAACGGAAACUGCCAUUGUUCGAGGGGUUGGAUAGGACAACAUUGCGAAAAUAAAUGCGACAAAGAUCAUUUCGGACAAGAUUGUUUAGAGAAAUGUCGAUGCGAAAGCGGCGACUGCGAUCACGUUUCUGGAGAGUGCAAAUGUCAUCCAGGAUAUAUGGGACCAUUAUGUGACGACCUCUGUCCGAUCGGAAAACACGGUCCAGAAUGUAAAUCCGAUUGUCGGUGCCAAAACGGUGGUACGUGCGAUCCAGAAAACGGUUUUUGUUUCUGCAGGGACGGUUGGACAGGGCCGGUUUGUGCUAAUCGAUGCCGGUUUGGAUUCUGGGGUGUCAACUGUUCUCAACAGUGCGACUGUUACAACGGUGCUUCUUGUCAUCAUAUUAACGGAACAUGCGAGUGUCAACCGGGAUUUACAGGAGAUCGAUGCUUAGAUGUUUGCCCCGAAGGAACAUUCGGAAUGAAUUGCAGUGAAAAAUGUAACUGCUAUAAUGGCGCCAAAUGCUCAAACAAAAAUGGAACAUGCAUAUGUUCUAAAGGAUGGCGCGGAAAAACUUGCCAAAAGAGAACCUGUCCUGAUGGUUACUACGGGUCUUCUUGUCAGAAGAUGUGCCAGUGUAACAAAGAAAACACCGAAAUGUGUCAUCCUUGGACAGGCGAAUGCGAAUGCAAAGCAGGAUGGAACUCCAACGAUUGUACCAGACUUUGUCCCAUAUUGACUUACGGAAAAGGAUGUCACGGAAUAUGCAAUUGUAAAAACAACGCUCAGUGUUCCCCCGUUAAUGGUACGUGCAUUUGCCAACCCGGUUUUACAGGCGUAGAUUGCGCGAAUACUUGCCCGGACGGCAGCUUUGGAGAGGACUGUGCUCAGAAAUGCGAUUGCAAAAACGGAGCAAAAUGUUCGACUGAGACUGGCCAGUGUCAAUGUCCAUCCGGUUGGGAAGGACAGCAAUGUGAUAGGCCGUGCAGUAACAACUCCUUCGGCGAUCAUUGUAAUAGUAAAUGCUUAUGUAAAAACGGCGCUUCCUGUAAUCCAGUAAAUGGUAGUUGUACAUGUGGGGCUGGAUAUACUGGCGAAUUUUGCGAAAGCAAAUGCCAGCAAGGCUAUUUUGGAAUCAAUUGCGAGCAAGUUUGCCAAUGUCAAGAAGGACAUCAUGCGGGUUGUGAUCCAAUAACUGGCAAAUGUAUUUGCAAAAGUCAAUGGAAAGGUGUGCUGUGUGAGUCGAUGUGCCCGGAAGGCAAAUUCGGUACAAACUGCGAAAGGUCUUGUAACUGCCAAAAUAACAGCUCUUGUGAUCCUGAAACAGGCAUAUGUUUUUGUGCCAGAGGAUGGCAAGGAGAAGAAUGUACUACUCCAUGUGACGUUGGCUAUUAUGGUAGUGGUUGUAGACAGAGAUGUCCAGAAGUUUCUAAAGGAAAUAAGACUUGCGAUCAUAUCACUGGUGAAUACAUAUGUCCGCCCGGAUACCGUGGAUUUACAUGUGAACAUCCCUGUCCAUUUGGAAGCUAUGGAAAGAAUUGCGAACAAACUUGUUCUUGUAAAAAUGGAGGCGAUUGUCAUCAUGUCACAGGAGACUGUCAAUGUUUGCCCGGCUGGAUGGGUGCAAACUGCACGACACCGUGUCAACCUGGUAGAUUUGGAAUAAAUUGUAGCCAACAUUGUAAAUGUUUAAAUGGCGGAGAAUGCAGAAGAAACGAUGGGGUGUGUAGGUGCAAAGCUGGAUGGACGGGUACUCAAUGUCAAGAAUUAUGCCCAGAAGGAUAUUAUGGAGAUCACUGCAUGACGCCCUGCGAAUGUGAAAAUGACAAUUUCAUCUGUCAUCCAGCAGACGGAUGCAUCUGCAAACACGGUUACACCGGUGAUCAUUGUGAAGAAUCGAAUGUACUCGGUAGGGUCCGACAAAUUGAACAAGCCGAAGGCGGUUAUGGUGUUAUUGUAGCUGUCAUCAUGGUGUCUAUCAUAUUCAUCGCGAUAGUGGUGCUGCUUGUUUUCUACUACAGACGUCGUGUGUCUAACUUAAAAACGGAAAUAGCGCAUGUGCAGUACAUAGCGGAUCCAAGUGCCUUUUCUCCAGAUCGCAAUCACUUUGACAAUCCAGUUUAUUCAUAUCAAGGCAAUGGCAAACGAGACAAUGACCUUCUUUUAAACAACACUACGAAAAUUCUCAAUAAUUUGCACAAGCCGUCAAACACCAAUUUGGAGAGAGCGCGCCUGGGCGGCAUCGCCUGUUGUUCAACUGACGAUGACGACUUAGCAAAAGGUGUGUAUGAACCAAGCCUGGACGAAUUAAGAAGUUUAAAAAAUAGAGAAGCGGAUGCCACUAAUCCAAACAUUUAUCACAGUAUCGAUAAGCUAGAUCACGUAUAUGCUGAGAUUAAUCAAAAGGACGCUAAAGAUAUUGAAAUGGAAUACGACCAUUUAGACUAUACGAGACCAGUGAGCACGCUAAAACCCCACUAUCAGAGGAUGGCUAGCCCAUUUGGAUCUAGAGAUCUGUCUAAAGAUGAUAAAAAUGUGACUGAGUAGCUUCUCCGUAAAUUUUAUUUAUUGUUUUAUAUUCUUUUUUAUGGUAUUGCAACUACAAUAGAUUAAGUAAAGGAUACAUUUUUUUAUAUACAUAAAACGAAUUGAUUUUCGAAUUUUAUAAGCAGGUAACUAGUUUUAAAUAUAAACAAAUCUUUGACGAUUCUAUUAUGGGAUAAAUGGCUUGAUGGUUAAUCGGAAUCAAAAAUGCCACACACUUUUUAUUAUGGUGUGAUAUUUUUAAUUUGUCUGCCAUUUAGUCUAUGUUAUUAGAGUUUCGUUUAUAUUGAGUAUAAACUACUUUUUUAUGUAUUUAAUUUUAUUGAGUCUUCUAGAUGCAGAAUUUGUUUUAAUUAUUAGUAAUAAGCAUGUUCUCAUUAAAAAAAAAUAAUACGUUUUACAAUAUAUUUUCUGUAAUAUAUAGUGUGUCUCACAUAGGAAUGCAGAGCAUAGGAUCUCAUAAACGAUUGAAUAUUUAUAGUUGAAAGAUAUAAAAACAUCUAGGACUGUUAUCGUGUUAUUAUCGGACCCGAAUGAACCCAUCAAAUGUCGUGAUAGACAGACAAUACGUAUUUAGCUUAUACUACGACUAGUUUCGCGUUUUUUUUUUUUAAUUUCUCCCUCUUCCUGCCAUAAACCCUAUAUCAUGUGAUACAUCAAUAGAUGCGUCUCGACAAGCUGUAUAAUUCUUUUUAAGGUCUUUUUGCUUUAUCUCCUUUUCAAGCAAAGUUUUCCCGGAAGAAAAGCGUUGGGCCAAAACGUUCUUAUAAUUUACCUCGGAAAUGUGUUUGAUGUAUCGGGAAAAUUUCAAUACCAGAUUGUGAGGACUUGAUGUUUUAAAUUUUCCGAUAAAUUAGUUUGAAAAGUCGGAAAAUUUGAGAAACAAAAUACAAUUUUUUUUUAAUUUUCACCUAACAUAACUAAAAAAAAAUUUCCGGCAUGAUUCGACAGAAAAUUAUGUUUUGUAACACGUAUGUUUUUUUAUACAGGUUGUUCCAUCUCAUACCCUGUAUAAUACGGUCCUUAAAACUAAAUUUAUUAAAUGUGAGACACAUUGUAUUUAAUUCCUAUAUUUUUCCAUUAAAAAAGAACUAUUCUUUAUAUAUAUCAUAUUUAUACAUUAAUAUAAUUAUUUUACGAUUUUGUUAUUUAAAUUCUUUAUCAUUUCUUUACAAAUUUAAAACUUGUAAUCCUGAUAUUCAGGAUGUGUGUUUAUCGUGUGAUUAUUUUCUGUAUAAUGUUCAAUUAUUUAAAAAUCAUUUUUAAAAGUUUUAAUCCUUUGGUCUUUAUGGCCAGUUUCAUGUAUGUGCCAACAUUGCUAUAUUCCAAACCAUAACAGAUAAAGAAAUAACACGUUUUAAAUGAUGAACGUUAGGGUCGAAAAAAAUCUGCAGGGUCUACUGCCAUUCUUGGGUUGCACAGUGAAAACAAAAAAUAUAAUAAACUUUUAAAUAAUUAUAAAAACAGUGUAGGUACCAUUAAAUCUUCGAUAUGUUUAGUUUCGAUAUUAUAGGGUUAAGCAUACAGCUAUGUUGGCACUACUACAGUCUGUUCACUAUACUUACGCGGGUUUCGGGUUUCGAGCAUUUUCAGGUAAGUACCCGAAAAUUUGACCUGUUCUUUGGGGAAAUAUCAACUGGUUAAAUGAAAUGAAAAAUAAUGUACAACUUUUUAAUUAAAUAAUAAUGGAGAAUCUUUUGUAUAAUUGAGAGCAGAAUUAAACUUCUUCAUUAAUGGAGUCUAAUGUGGCUAUUAUAAACCUAAUAAUAAUUUUAUAUUACACUUCACACAGAAAAUAUGGUCUAUGUAUAAUAAGAGGGUUAUUUAGCUCAAAUAAAAUAUGUUCUAACAUAAAAAUUUGUUCCAUGUAGAGAAUUUCAAAUGAAAAAUAAAAAAAUUGAACUUGCCAACAAAAAUGAAGAUCAGUCAUUAUCAUCCAAAAUAUCAUAAUCGUCAUCAUCAUCACUGUCAUCACCAUUAAUUGUUAUUAUGAUUGGACUUAUUUCGUUUAUUUUAUUUUCACGAGUCCACCAAUCUUCUAUUAGUUUCUCGCACUUGGAUAUACAGUUCCGCCACACUUCUGGAGUUGCAAUUGAAAGUGCUUUUCGCAAAGUUUCCCGAACUGCGUCGUCACUAUAACCAUUAGGCCCAGUAUGGUUGUCAUAAUAUUGUUUUGUUAUUCCCCAUAUAUAUUCGAUGGGAUUAAACUGGCAAUGAUACGGUGGCGGACGUAAAACUUGAUGACCGUAACUUUCAAUAAUCUGAUCCACAACAAAGGUUUUUGGUUUUGCGUGUAUAUUUGCCAAGCGUAAUAAUUCUGAUUUUAUUAUAUAUUGAGGAAAUGGUAUAUGUUCCUUUGUCAACCAUUCUUUAAUUUUAUCAACAGUCCAAGAAUUCGUUGGACUUUUGUUUAAUACUUCAGAAUGGUAAGGUGCAUUGUCUAAAAUAAUUACGCUGGGCUCACUUAAACCUGGGAGAAGUUUUUCAUGCAUCCAUUUUACAAACAUUUCUGUGUUCAUAUUAUUGUGAUAGUCACUGGAUUUUGAUUUAAAUGAAAAUAUUAAAUCAGCACCUUAUAUAAAACCCGAUUUCCCUCCUGCAUGUAAAAUUAUGUUUCGCUUACCUUCUCCAUCGGUAUGUUUGAUGGACUUUACGUUAUCAUCUUGCCAUAUUCUCUUGGUUGCACCCCUAGAAAAUAUCCUUGUUUCGUCUAAAUAUAUAAAAUUCGCCCCUUCUUCUUUAAAUUUAGAAUAUUUUCUUAGAAAGUUAAUUCUCUUGUGCACGACAGAACUUCUUUCACAAAGGGCCUUUCUGUUAUCCUCCUUUUGAAAUUUGAAACCCAAGUUAUGUAUCACUUGUCAUAGACUUGUUCUCAAUGUCGUCAAAUUUUCUAUCUAUUAAUUCCGAGAGAAUUGUAUUUAAGGUCACAUGUUCUUUGUUGGCCCUCAUUCGAUAAAUGGCAUCACGAAUUUCAAAUUUCUUUCCAUGUGGAAUAUCUUUCGUUUUCAAUGAUGGGCAAGUUUUGCGGUGAUCUUCUUUGGGCAGUUCACUAUUGUGAUUUUGUAAUACUCCUCUUAAUUUGGUUUCACUAAUUCCUAGAGCAUCGCAUACGCGUUGUUGUACAGAUAUUACCGAUUUUAAAGGACCGCCAUUUUCUUUUUCAUCCGUAAAAUACUUAUGUACACUACAAAUUAGACUAUCUACAUCUAACACACGUCUAGGCAUUUUUAAAAUUUCCACUAAAUUUACAAUAUACAUACAAUGUCAACACUUGCAAAGAAUCAAUUCAACUGCAAUAUUUGUAACAAAUUUAGUACCUACCCUAAUGUUAUUUUAAUUUAAAUCUGACCAUUAGGGCAAUUUUACCUAAUUUCUUGGGAAGAGGCUUAUUGGAACUGGUUGUCAAUGACUAAUUUGCAUAAUUUUGUUAAUCCGAAACCCGCGUAAGUAUAGCGAACAGACUGUAGUACUCAUAUGUAUAACUAUUUCUUUUUCUAAAUAGUCUUUUUUAGGUACUUGUAUUUCAGACUCUUAAUUAUGUAAAAUAUUAUUCCUCAUGUAUUUGAGUAUUUGUGCAAUUAGGUAAUAAUAUCAAAUGCUCAAUAUCUAUUCUUCCUUAAUUUAAACUAAUUAGAUAUAAAACAGAGCUGGCCUCGCCGAUUUAUGUGACACAGCCAUUGAAUUUCUUCUUUAUUUCGACAUAAAUAUGAGAUUUAUACAUAGAAAUAUUGUGAGAUUUGAACUUGUUUUUUGCGAUAUCUUCAGUGAUUCUUAAAAUGAAUCGAACCAGCUCUGUAGAAUAAAUAAUACAUCUAUAGUUCCAUUCAAAAAUUUGAUACCCAUGGUAUUUUAUAACCUGACAGCUUUCGAUAUUUUUGUAUAACGAAAUUUUAGAUUGAUAAAUAGUAUUAAGAAUGUCGUUUGUCGUUUUUUAUACCAUAUUUAAAGUGUUGUGAUAUUGAGAACAAAAGCAAUUUAAUUGUAUUUUUUUUAAUUAUUGUAAUAUUGGUAUGUUAAGGAAUCGUGGG
Messenger RNA from Psylliodes chrysocephalus, 7336 nucleotides. NCBI's taxonomy places the organism in Eukaryota, Metazoa, Arthropoda, Insecta, Coleoptera, Chrysomelidae. The record is from the annotation of a GenBank genome assembly.